Messenger RNA from Stegostoma tigrinum, 4721 nucleotides. RefSeq lists its product as uncharacterized. Gene Ontology annotation, molecular function: calcium ion binding. Gene Ontology annotation, biological process: nucleotide-excision repair; centriole replication; mitotic cell cycle. The record is from RefSeq and is a predicted model, not a curated record. The transcript is spliced from 5 exons. Gene Ontology annotation, cellular component: centriole; centrosome. The coding region runs from base 1 to 645 and encodes 214 amino acids. Lineage: Eukaryota; Metazoa; Chordata; Chondrichthyes; Orectolobiformes; Stegostomatidae.
AUGACCGCUUCUGGACUGCGAUUGGUCGGCCGAUUGCUAUGGAGCUUGAGCGUCUGGAAAUGCGACAGCUGGGGAAUUGCAAAUUUGUUGUUAACGUAUUGUCUAGAGCGUGUGGAAAUGGCUGCCAAGACCUCUGCCUAUAAAAAGACACCUUUGAGUACAGCAGUACAAAUGAAGAAAGCUGGACCAAAACCAGAAAUCACUGAAGAACAAAAACAGGAAAUACGAGAAGCAUUCGAUCUAUUUGACACAGAUGGCGCUGGAUCUAUUGAUGCCAAAGAAUUAAAGGUUGCAAUGCGAGCUUUGGGAUUUGAACCCAAGAAAGAAGAGAUAAAGAAAAUGAUUGCAGAAAUUGAUAAAGAAGGCACUGGGAAAAUUGACUUUAAUGAAUUUUUGGCAGUCAUCACACAAAAAAUGGCUGAGAAAGAUACAAAGGAGGAAAUUUUGAAAGCCUUUAGACUAUUUGAUGAUGAUGAAACUGGGCGAAUCUCAUUCAAAAAUCUGAAACGUGUAGCAAAAGAACUUGGAGAAAAUCUGACAGAUGAAGAAUUGCAGGAAAUGAUCGAUGAAGCAGAUCGUGAUGGUGAUGGGGAGGUCAAUGAACAAGAGUUCCUUCGAAUCAUGAAGAAGACCAGUUUGUAUUAAUACACUGUCUAUCACAUGUUGCUUGUGUUUCUUUCUUUUGCUCUAUUACCUGCUUACUGAAUAACAGGACAAUGGAUAAAGGCAACCAUAAUCUGACAAUGUUAAUGGAAGAGAAGAUUGAAUGGCUGUCCAUUGCAUACAAGAGGAGGAAGCUGGUUACUUCAGUAAAUUGUGUUUUACCUUCUUUGAGGUAAAUUUCAUUAUUUACAAUUAUAUUUACAGGACUGGGGACAGAGAAGUGAUCUUAAAAAGAUGUGUCUUAUUUUUAUUUGUAUGGCUGUAAACAUGGUACCUUAAUUGUCAUUUUGCAGAACCACUUUAAUUUCUCCAUGACUUCAGUCACUAUGAAGAAGUCUGUUUGUGUUGUUCAAACCUGUGAGCAUGUUUAGUAUAUUUUAAAUUUUCAAUGAACUGAUCUAGAUUUCUAGUUCUGGAGUUUAUCUUUAAAUGGGUCUUGCAUAAAUAUAGAGAGUAGCAGGUUGGAAUAAAGACAACUCUUAUUAGGUGGUAGCUAUGCAAGAAUUUUAUUGUGCAUUUCACAAAUCAAGUUGGAUAAAAUUUAUUGAGAAGUCAUCAACUCUGUCAAAGAAUCUUUCAUGGUUGUUACUCGGGCAUUUUCCUGUGAUACAAUUGAAUGGCCAAACAAUGAGACUAAAAGGAUAAUUUUAAUCCCCAAAAUGAAUUUGGGUCAGUUGAAGUUUGAAAAUUUUCAAACACAAUCAAUUAAUCAAGAAUCCACUCUAAUUUUAGUGGUAGCAGAACAUUGCAAGGGAAGAAGCUUUUCAGGUGGCUUGUGCCUUUUUUAAAACUGUUUUUGGGGUCCUGGGAACCUUGGCAGAUGCAAGGAUAUCAGCAGAGCAGAUUCAUGACGUAAAUACACUAACAGCACUUUCUGUACUGCCUGGAGGUGGAGGGCAGUUUACACUAAAGCCAAAAGACUUACCUGCUUUAAGCUCCACGUUAUUAAUUCACUCCAGUAUCUAUGUACUCUCCAUUCACCUCCAACACCCUUCUACACACACACACACACACACACACACACACACACACACACACACACACACACACACACACAAACACACACACCCAAUAGAAACUUGUAUGUACAAACAUACUGACCACUACUUCUGCCUCCCUAUUCCUAGUGUGGAGUUGCUCACCUAGCAACUGCCCUAUCCAUCAAUUCUGAGAAUCCAGAAAAUAUUGCUUGAAGGGGUUGAAAUGGAUGGAAGGUGUAGAGGCAGCACGGUGGCUCAGUGGUUAGCAUGGCUGCCUCACAGCACCAGGGACCCAGGUUUGAUUCCUGUCUCGGGCGACUCUGUGUGGAGUUUGCACAUUCUCCCUGUGUCUGUGUGGGUUUCCUCUGGGUGCUCUGGUUUUCUCCCACAGUCCAAUGAUCUGCAGGCUAAGUGGAUUGGCCAUGCUAAAUUGCCUGUAUUGUUCAGGGAUGUGUAGAUUAGGUGGGUUAUAGGAGAAUGGAUCCAGGUGGGAUGCUGUGAGGGUUGGUGUGGACUUGUUGGGCUGAAGGGACUGUUUCCACAUGGUAGCGAUUCGAAGAUCUAAGGUAUCCUAAGAAAGGCAAUUUUUUUUUGCAUACUCCACCAUCCACCCUCCAGAAAUGCAGGACAUUAGACUUGGCUAUUCAGCUGCCAUAUGUGUCAAUAGAUAGACGUCUGCAACAGAUAAGAACUAAUCACGUGAAUACCAGAUUUUGGUUUAGACAAAUGUGGACCUAUGCGCAUGUUGCAAUGUAGAGUUAAGAAACUGUAUAGCAUUGCUAUGCAUUGGGUGAAUUAGAUACCUCCAUUCUCUUUGUCAUUGUGGACAGUGCACCUGGUGGGGCUGCCAGUACAUCACACUGUUGUUACCAUGUCAAGCAAUCUUGCUUUUGUUGCUGGUUCCAGCCUCUGCAUCUUUGACCUGUGGAUGAAAGUUCAGAGGGAACAAGCUCCUCUUAACAGUCUCUGCUAUGACCUACUCCAGUUCAUUUGUGCCAUGAGAGUUACUAGGUCAUUUACAUUUAUAUAAGAGGUCUAAUUGAUGUGCUAGGAUCAGCAUUAGUCACAAUCUGUUUCAGUCCUUUCCUUGGAAUUUUUUUGCUCUGCUCUUCUGCCAGAAGUUUGUGACUAAAGUGAGCAAUUCUCAGUAAUAUGUGCAUUUGAUGGACAUACUCAAAGUGAAAAGCAAGGUAUGAGGAGUAGGAAUGGCCAUGCCUUUGAGGAAACUGGCAUAAUUCAUUUCAGGGAGAAUGGGUGGAAUGAAAAAGAUCAGAUGGGGUUCUUUACAUAAAAGAGAGGGGUGUGCAACUGAAGAUGAGAAGGGUUGUGUCAAACUAAUUCACUAAACAUUGAUGGAAGUGAUGUAAUGAGGAAUGCUAUGAAUGGAGCAGAAUUGAUGCAAGUUGCAGGGAGUGCAUUGCAGGAUUUGGAUAAAUAUUGCUGCCUGCUGACCUAAGGUUCCGUGAAGCAUGUCCAGCACUGAACCUACAGCUCAUCAUUGCACUCCAGCUACUGACUUGAGGUAUGACAGGUGACCAUCCCUUUCAUUGACUUUUAUCUCUUCUUUUUUCAAAAAGGAAUCCUACAAAAUUCUGUCUCUUUCCAUGGCACAUUGAGCCAUCAAGUACUUGAAAUAUGUCAUACCAUUCAGUGUCAAUCAACACUGCGCAGGCAUGAAACCUGUGUUUCCCCAUUGCUCUUUCUCCCUCCAACUCCAAAUGCUUGAUCUCCAUUUCUUGGUUGAAAUUGGGUCCACAAGUACAGUUUUAUCCUAAGCUUCUGUGGAUAGUUUCAGUUACAAUAAUAUAAUUAUAGGAACCCAUAAUAAUUUUGAUAACCUCGCUAUCAUGGAAAUUAGUUUCUUUUACCAUUUUUUCUUGGGCCAUGAAUCUCUACAAGUUUGAUUCAAUCAGGAUAUAUUAACACAGCACCAUUUAAAAACACUCAAUGACAAUCUCUUAAGGCCACACUUGAGUAAAGCAUAUUUAAUUCAACUGGAAUGCUUUCCAACAUCAGAGAAGGGCUUGAAAUCGGACGGUUUGUAUGGAUGUGAAAACAAUUUAGCAAUCAUGCUGGGAACACCAAGAAAUAACUUGCAUUUUAAAAAAAAAAACACUCUUCACAACAUCACAAAAUUCCAUAAUGUUUUGAAGCCAAUUAAGUAUUAUAGAGGUGUAGUCGCUGUUGGAAUUUAGAAAUCUAAACCUCCAUUUAAGGUAAAGUGCAUCAUUCUAACCAGUCUGGCUUGAUGUUAUUAAUUAAGAUCUGCCACCUAACUGUCAAUUGUCCGGAUUUAUCAAAUGUAUUUUGGGAAAUUUUAAUUGGAAACAUUCAAUUUGUAUUGAGAUUCAUGAAAAGCAUCAGCAAAUUCCUUAUCAACUGAUUCAUUUCUACAUAAGGUUUGAAUCCUGUUCUCAACCAAUGAGUUUGAAUUGUGGAAAUUUAUUUUCUUUACAAGCUUAGUUUACAUACUUCAAGAGAAUCACUACCCAAUCCUCAAUUAAUCUUUUAAGAUUCAUGAAUGACUUCCCUUGUUAGCAUGAUUAUCAUGUCUUAAUCAAUAUUCAAAUGGAGUAGUUAAGUUAAAUGAGUUUUCCAUCUCUGGAAGUCAGUGUUAAAAUAUUAGCUGCUGUUUAAUCACUGACCCUUUGAAAUAAAAUUCCAGUUUGUUGAUUUAAAUACAGAUGAAGCUGUGCGAUUAAGAAGAAUAACAAAAAUGUUAUCUGGGUCCUGUUGUGGAACAGUGGUAGUGUCCCUUCCACCAGGCCAGGAGGCCAGAGUUCAAGUCUCACCUGUUCUGGAACUGUGUAAUAACAUCUCUGAUCAGGCUAAUUAGAAAAAUGGGUUAACUUUGUUUUGAAAAAGAAAACCAAAAGCAUUGUACUCCAUACUGUUGUUUUGGUGACCACUGCGAUUAAAAGUGCUUUAGAACUGCUUUGCUCCAAGCUAGCUAAGCUUGAUAUUCAACUCCCAAUCCCACACUUGUUUUACUUUAUGGUAAACAUGAAUCUAGAAGUUGAGUGUCUGGUAGAGAAUGCCAACUUGUGCACUGCUGUCACAGUUGGGGGGGGGGGGGGG